This is a messenger RNA of Condylura cristata (star-nosed mole), 2918 nucleotides long. It is a transcript of the gene PDZRN4, whose product is annotated as PDZ domain containing ring finger 4. The record is from RefSeq and is a predicted model, not a curated record. Gene Ontology annotation, molecular function: protein binding. The transcript is spliced from 7 exons. Lineage: Eukaryota; Metazoa; Chordata; Mammalia; Eulipotyphla; Talpidae. Bases 145 to 2265 code for a protein of 706 amino acids.
GUCAAUGGGAAGGAUCUCUCAAGGGCCACCCAUGAGGAGGCAGUGGAAGCCUUUCGCAAUGCCAAGGAGCCCAUUGUGGUCCAGGUGCUAAGGCGAACACCUCUUAGCAAACCAGCCUACUUGACGCCCCCUGAGGUGCAGCUCAUGAACGCCAGCACCCAGACAGACAUCACCUUCGAGCACAUCAUGGCGCUGGCCAAGCUCAGACCUCCGACUCCCCCGGUGCCUGACAUCUGUCCUUUUCUGCUCUCAGACAGCGGCCAUUCUCUUCCUCCAAUGGAACAUGAAUUUUAUGAGGACCAUGAGUAUCUUUCCAGUCUACCUGCUGAUGCAGACAGAGCUGAGGACUUUGAAUAUGAGGAGGUCGAGUUAUGUCGUGUUAGCAGUCAAGAAAAGCUGGGCCUGACAGUCUGUUACCGAACGGAUGAUGAAGAAGACACCGGCAUUUACGUCAGCGAGGUUGAUCCAAACAGCAUUGCUGCACGAGACGGCCGAAUUCGAGAAGGGGAUCGUAUUCUGCAAAUAAAUGGGGAAGAUGUCCAGAAUCGAGAAGAAGCAGUGGCGUUGCUGUCUAGUGAUGAGUGCAAGAGGAUCGUGCUGCUGGUUGCAAGGCCAGAGAUCCAGCUGGAUGAAGGCUGGCUGGAAGAUGAAAGGAAUGAGUUCUUAGAGGAGUUAAACUUGGAGAUGUUGGAAGAACAGCAUAAUGAAGCAACACAGCACACGGCCAAGGAGGUGGAGCAGCCAAAAAAACAGGAAGAAGAAGAAGGCACCACAGACACAGCUACAUCUUCAUCCAAUAACCAUGAGAAGGAUAGCGGCGUAGGCCGCACAGAUGAAAGCUUAAGAAACGAUGAGAGCUCAGAGCAAGAGAAUGUGGCUGAGGACCCCAAAAGAACAUUUUUGAAGAGCAAGCGAGAACUGGGGCAGAGCCAAGACACUCUGGGAAGCAUUGAACUUCAGUGCAAUGAGAGCUUCGUGUCUGGUGAAUGCCUGGACUCCGAUUGCAUUGGCCACCCAGAUGAGGAGUGUGAAAGGUUCCGGCAGCUCUUGGAGCUCAAGUGCAAGAUUGGAAAUCAUGGCGAGUAUGACCUGUAUUACUCCAGCAGCACAAUCGAAUGCAAUCAGGGGGAACAGGAGGGAGUAGAGCAUGAGCUGCAGUUGCUUAAUGAAGAGCUAAGAAAUAUUGAACUUGAGUGUCAGAAUAUCAUGCAGGCUCAUAGGCUCCAGAAAGGGACGGAACAGUACGGAGACUUCUGGGCACUGCAUGAGGAAGGGUUCCGAAAUUACAACACCAGCAUGGACAUGCAAAGGGGGAAACUCGACGACAUCAUGGAACACCCAGAGAAGUCAGACAAGGACAGCUCUAGUGCUUACAACACAGCUGAAAGCUGCAGAAGCACUCCACUCACUUUGGACCGGUCCCCUGACAGUUCCCUCCCAAGAAUGAUCAACCUCACCAACAAGAAAAAUCUGAGAAGUACAGCUGCAGCCGAACAGUCCUCUUCUGGACAGAGCAGCAAAGAGUCUGCCUCCACCAAAGCCAAAACUACCGAACAAGCUUGCAUCAUGGCCUGCAAGGAGAAGAUGCUGGAAAGCAAGCUUUCUGAUCAGGAGAAGGCAGGCAGCGAGCACACCCCCUACCUCUCUCCCUAUCACAGCUCGUCCUACAGAUUCGCCAACAUCCCGGCACAUGCUCGCCACUAUCAGAGCUACAUGCAACUCAUUCAACAGAAAUCGGCGGUCGAGUACGCGCAGAGCCAGCUCAGCUUGGUGAGCAUGUGCAAGGAGUCCCCUAAGUGCUCGGAGCCCAAGAUGGAGUGGAAGGUGAAGGUCAGGAGCGAUGGUACCCGUUACAUCACCAAGAGGCCCGUGCGGGACCGCAUUCUGAAGGAGCGUGCCUUAAAGAUCAAGGAGGAGCGGAGCGGCAUGACCACGGAUGACGACACCAUGAGUGAAAUGAAGAUGGGGCGCUACUGGAGCAAGGAAGAGAGGAAGCAACAUCUGGUGCGGGCCAAAGAGCAGCGGCGGCGCCGUGAGUUCAUGAUGCGGAGCCGGCUGGAGUGUCUAAAGGAAAGUCCCCAGAGUGGCAGUGAGGGCAAGAAGGAGAUCAACAUCAUCGAACUGAGUCACAAGAAGAUGAUGAAGAAGAGGAACAAGAAAAUCUUGGACAACUGGAUGACAAUCCAAGAACUGAUGACGCAUGGAGCUAAAUCUCCCGACGGCUCGCGGGUUCAUAACGCCUUCCUGUCAGUCACCACUGUAUGACCGGAUGCAACUGAUUUUCAGAGGAUGCUACCAGUUUGGGUAGAGUAUGAUUGCCUCGUUAAAUGUGGCAUUUUUAUAUAUAUUUUGUGACUCUUUAUAGUUUAAAUUUUUUGUAAGCAAAAAUACCUGGUAAUUUUUCAUUUGUUAUUCAUAUACUGGUACCUUCUUUUUGGCUGAGAUCUUCCUUUAACUUGUGAUAUAUUCGUACUACUCAUUUAUAUACAUAUAUAUAUAUAUAAAAGAAGAAGAAGAAAAGAAAAAAAAAUCCUUGAAGGAAAAUACCAAGGAGUCGAUCAAUUUCCUAUUUUAAUGUAUCUAUUGUAAGUUAAGAUCUGGAUUUAUUUCUCUAGUUUACUUAUUUUCUACUUUAAUAACAACUCAAUGCCAAAAUCUUUCUAUGCUUGCUUCUUGGUGGAAUAUGUAGUAAAUCAAACCUGUUAAUUAAUCACGUGCUACAUCUUGUUUUAUACAUAAUGCCACUUCUUUUGACAUCCUGUUGUACAUUAAACACAGAAAUGGCCAUUGUCUUUGUCUCAGUAAAGUGUAAGUGGACAAUCUUCUGUGAUAUGUGGUGACACAUUGGUCAUAUAGCUAGAUAAUUGUGGUAAUUGUGACAAUAAAAGAGAAAUAAAUUAUUGAUUAUCUUUAAGAAA